GUGUGUCCUCUACCUACCAUGCUAAUUUUCGAUAAUACCACCUCCUCCUCCUCAUACUUUCUCCUCACUGCAUUUCCUGGGCUGGAACGUGUUCAUGUCUGGAUCUCCAUUCCUGUCUGCUGUCUCUACACCAUUGCCCUCUUGGGAAAUAGCAUGAUCCUUUUUGUCAUUGUUAUUGAGCGGAGUCUGCACAAACCCAUGUACUAUUUCCUGUCCAUGCUUUCGGUUACUGACCUUUGUCUGACCAUCACAACCCUUCCCACUGUGCUUGGUGUUCUCUGGUUUCAUGCCCGGGAGAUCAGUUUGAAAGCCUGCCUCCUUCAAAUGUUCUUUGUGCAUGCCUUCUCCUGGCUGGAGUCCUCAGUGCUGGCAACCAUGGCGUUUGAUCGCUGCCUGGCUAUCUGUGACCCGCUGAAGUAUGCUACUGUCCUCACAGAUAUGAUGGUCGUGGUAAUUGUACUGGUUGUCUGCAUACGCCAACUACUUUUCUCAAGUUCUAUUAUUGUAGCCUUACAGACUAUAUCUUUUUAUGGGGGUCAAGAGCUUUCCCACCCAUUCUGUUACCACCCAGAUGUCAUCAAAUACACACAUUCCAACCCCUGGAUCAGUAGUUUUUGUGGGAUGUUUAUUCAGCUCUACCUUAAUGGCACUGACUUGCUCUUUAUUCUUUUCUCCUAUGUCCUGAUCCUCCGUACUGUGCUGAGUACUGUGACUCCAAAGAAACAGCAGAAAGCUCUCAGCACUUGUGUCUGUCACAUUUGUGCUGUCAUUGUCUUCUAUGUUCCAAUGAUCAGCCUGUCUUUUGCACACCGUCUCUUCCGCUCCACCCCAAGGGUGCUGUGUAGCACUUUGGCCAAUGUGUAUCUGUUCCUGCUACCUGUCCUGAACCCUAUCAUUUACAGCUUGAAGACCAAGACAAUCCGCCAGGCUGUGUUCCAGCUGCUCUGA
Molecule: messenger RNA, 948 nt
Organism: Otolemur garnettii (small-eared galago)
Lineage: Eukaryota; Metazoa; Chordata; Mammalia; Primates; Galagidae
Product: olfactory receptor 51T1
Exons: 1
Coding region: 19-948 (309 amino acids)
Biological process (GO): G protein-coupled receptor signaling pathway
Cellular component (GO): membrane
Molecular function (GO): olfactory receptor activity; G protein-coupled receptor activity
Source: RefSeq, a predicted model, not a curated record